Molecule: messenger RNA, 1932 nt
Organism: Paramacrobiotus metropolitanus
Lineage: Eukaryota; Metazoa; Tardigrada; Eutardigrada; Parachela; Macrobiotidae
Product: putative cystathionine gamma-lyase 2
Exons: 5
Coding region: 177-1559 (460 amino acids)
Biological process (GO): transsulfuration
Cellular component (GO): cytoplasm
Molecular function (GO): cystathionine gamma-lyase activity; pyridoxal phosphate binding
Source: RefSeq, a predicted model, not a curated record
UGUAUGUUUUUCAUUAGUGCCGCUGUAAAUCUAUUACUCAGGUGUCCUUAUGGUCCUACUUGUUUACCGUAUAUAACAAUUAUAUUAUUAUGACCUUAAGGAAGCAACAUUGAUUGCCCCGUCAAUUGUUAUAAAAUACACGUCGCCAUACGUUGUCCUCUCGUGCAAUAUUAUUAAUGGGUAAACGCCGAGAAAUCCCCCGGAACAAGGCACGACCUUAUCGGUCGGGUAGCCUUGGUCCUGCUCUUCCGUCCACGCAGCUGAAUGCUCGUCGCUUAAGCAACGACUAUGCAUCAUGGUUUCAGAUGAAAUUUGUGCCGUUUCCCAGUUUUGCCACUAACGUUAUCCAUACCGGAAAUGAGCCAGACCAAUGGGGUACAGAAGAUCUUGCUCCGCAUAUCGCGUGUUCGACAGCAUUCCGACAGAGUGAGCCUGGAGUUUUCAAAAAAUUUGAUUACUCACGUUGUGGCAACCCUACGCGCGAUGCACUGGAACGUUCCCUCGCCGCCGCAGAAGAUGCUCAGUAUGCGGUGACCUUUAGUAGUGGAACCGCUGCUCUGGCGAGCAUCGUCCAUUUGCUUAAGAGUGGUGAUGAAAUCAUAGCCGGCAUUGAUCUGUAUGGCGGAACUUCCACAUACUUUGAUUCAGUUGCAGCGGGAAAUGGCGUCAAAACGAAAUAUGUUGACAUGCUGGACCUGCAUGAAGUGACCAGUGCUCUGACCUUAAAAACCAAACUGAUAUGGAUCGAGUCGCCAUCAAACCCUGUCAUGCGCAUUGUCGAUGUGCAGGAAUUAGUAAAAUUGGUUAAGAAAUUCAAUAAGGAUAUCAUCAUUGCCGCUGAUAAUACAUUUACCACGCCGUAUUUUUUGCGCCCUUUGGAUUUGGGCGUGGACAUUUCUCAUCAGUCCUGUACUAAGUAUUUGUGCGGACACACGGAUGUGGUGAUGGGCGCUGUGGCAGUUAAUGAUGAGAAAUUGUAUGAUCGAUUACGAUUUUUCCAAAUCAAUCUCGGAGCAAUACCAUCGCCGUUUGAUUGCUUCCUCGCGAUUCGUAGUCUGAAAACUUUACCGGUGCGUAUGCGGGAGCAUAUGCGAAGUGGGUUAAUCAUUGCCAAUUUCCUAGACUUGCAUCCAUGUGUAGAAAAGGUCAACCAUCCUGGAUUGCGAUCACAUCCUCAAUAUGAUUUAUUCAGAGAACAGAGUCGAGGCUACAGCAGUGUAUUAUCUUUUUACGUCAAAGGAAAUAAAGCGGAUUUAUGGAAAUUUUUCAAGUGUCUAAAGGUAUUCACGUUAGCUGCCAGUUUAGGUGGGUGUGAAUCGAUUGUCAGUUUUCCCGCCGUAAUGACUCACGAUGGAAUUGAUCCAGAAAUCCUAGCAAAAGCUGGUAUAACCCAGAAUUUAGCGCGUUUGUCCGUUGGACUAGAAGACGUGGAAGAUUUAAUUGCUGAUUUGGACCAAGCACUAUGGGCGUCGUGCGGGGAAAAUAUAAUGAAGAACGGGAAAGAAAAUGGAAUGAAUUGUCACCAUGAUGAUGAUGAUGAUGAUGAUGAGUCGGACUAAUAUUUUGGCAUAAUCCAUGUGAAAUGCUGAUUCUGGUAUAAAACGUACAUAUUAUAUAUGGUUAUAUAUUGUAUACUCUUCUUUAAAUUGGUAAAAAACAGCAUAUAAGGGUCAGCUUCUUGUGAAAUCAAAAUUUCACACUGCAGCAGUAUAAAGCUUUAUUAACAAUAACGUGAAUGUGUGGUCGGAUAUUAUGUAUAUAUAAGUUUUAUUACUCGACUCUGUAAAUUAACUGCAGUCCAUACGACUUUACAUGUCGUUAAUGGCGUUAGCCCGACGUAAAGGUCACUUACGCUGAAAAGUAUAAUAAUUGUAUAAUUACGCAUGACCACGCUUACUGUAACGCAAAGCCAUCUUCAGUUUUUUUAGAUAA